AUCGCGGCUGCUGCUUAGUUACGUUAGUUUUUUUUGUUUCGCCAAGCUCCGUUUCGGCCUCCGCCGGCGCUUCAUCGAUUUUGGUGUGAAGAAGGAGAUCAAGUAUGGCCCUACAAGGAUAUGCCCUGACCUGUGGAUCUGUUCCUAUGCUGUCUUGCCGCAAGGCACCUUACCCCAAGGCACUUUCUUUACCAUAUUCGAGUCGACCUCUUCCUGCCAAGGUUUCAUAUCCAAUCAAUCAAAAUUCCUGGCGGCCUUAUCCGAAACUAGUAGCCCACUGUAAAGGUACUCGGACUCCCUGUCUUUCUUCUGCUUCCUCGCCACUUUUAAAAGGUGGGCUAGGUAGCCUUCCACAUAUUAUUCCUAAGUUCACUAAGAAGCGCCAAUCUAAUCUGAUUCCACGGGCAUCAAAGGAUGUUCCUUACAGCCACAGACGCGCUCCUACAACCGAGAAGCCUAAAUGGUGGUGGAGAACAUUAGCAUGCCUCCCCUAUAUGUUGCCAUUGCAUGAGACAUUGUUGUAUGCUGAGACAUCUUAUCAUAUACAUCCCUUUCUGGAGGAUUUUGGGUAUUUAACUUAUCCAUUUUUGGGAGUGCUAGCAAGACUGCCUAGUUGGUUUAUGUUUGCAUAUUUCUUGGUGUCGCAUCUUGGAAUUGUAAGGAGGAAAGAGUGCCCCCAUUUCUUCCGGUUCCACCUAGUGAUGAGCAUGCUGUUAGAGAUGGCGCUGCAGGUGAUUGGCAGCGUUAGCGGUUGGAUGCCUCUUUCAGUGUACUGGGGUAAGUUGGGCAUGUAUUAUUGGGCAGUGGUUGCAUUUACCUUUCUCUUUACGGUCGUGGAGUGCGUAAGGUGUGCUCUCGCCGGGAAGUAUGCUGAUGUUCCAUUUGUCUCUGAUACGGCAUACAUUCAAAUUCCAUAUCGUUAAGCAAAGCUUUAUGCUGGUCGUCUUUGGCUGUGCUUCCAUCAGUUAUUGAUGCGGCAGAUUAUCUAUUUCCAUUUGACUAAAGGUGGUCUUGGACUUUUUGGUUAAUGUUCAUAUUUUGCCUGAUAGAAACCUUAAAAUUUGAUGUGGAGUUUGGCUCUUUUGAAUAAAACUGUAUAGAUGCCUUCCACCACAUUGCAGUAUGGUUUUGCCUUCUUUUGUCUUGCAAAGACAAAUCCUUGAACUAGUACAUUGUUAAUUUAGCGUUGAAGCACAAAUUCUAAUAUUUAGGGUGAGUAAUUCUCUUACAUAUAUAAGAUAAAUGUACGUUCUAAGAGUUCG
Messenger RNA from Oldenlandia corymbosa var. corymbosa, 1262 nucleotides. The record is from the annotation of a GenBank genome assembly. NCBI's taxonomy places the organism in Eukaryota, Viridiplantae, Streptophyta, Magnoliopsida, Gentianales, Rubiaceae.